Molecule: messenger RNA, 1785 nt
Organism: Seminavis robusta
Lineage: Eukaryota; Bacillariophyta; Bacillariophyceae; Naviculales; Naviculaceae
Source: the annotation of a GenBank genome assembly
GUGAAUGACGUCAGUGAAAUCCAAAAGUGCAAGCAUGCGAACGCCAAGCAACAAGUAAGUGAACGACGCCAAGCAACUAGACUAAUGAGACGACCACAAACACACACACACUCACCACCAUGAUGAAAGCUUUACACCCAUCAAGCCUAGUAGUAGUUAUCUUGCAACUGGUAUCCCUCCUCUCUGGGAUAUCCGAUGGUUUUCAGCCCAGGAUUGGCAGCCAUCAUCAUGAUUGCAGGACAACGACAACGAGUUCCUCCAUCCGACCCAUUGGUGGUGACAACAAGAACCACAACCUCCGGCACUACCCACCACAACAACAACAGCAACAACAAUUGAAACUGAGAUCGGGAGCCGUUCUCCACCAGAGUCGUCAAUCUGCCGAUACUUCUUCUUCUUCCAAAACAACAACAACAACCAAUCCUGUCAUUGCCGCUUCCGGUCUGAUUGCUCUGGAUGUUUUGUUUCGACGAGUCUUUCAACUGCUGGCCAUUUCCUUUCCGUCGUCGUUGGCGGGUUGUGGCAUGCUCUUUGCCACGUUUUUGUUGGCGCCCGGUGGUGGUAGCAACCUUCAUGCGGCACUCAGUCCAGGAGCUGCAUUGCUGGCCAAAUGGUUGCCCGUCUUUUUUGUACCCAGUCUGAUUACCCUACCGUUGGCGGAUAGUUUGGGAUCAUUUGCAGAAGUCUUGAAGGUAGCCGCCGUCAUGGUGGGAGGAUUUUAUUUUACACUGCUGACAACGGCAUGGACGGUGGUGGGCAUUCGAAAACUCUUGCCAUCCAAAAAAACGGCUGCUGCUGUAGAAGAAGAAACCCCCGCAAAACAGCAGGCACAACCCACAACACCACCGCCAAAGCCCUUUUCGGAUGCACUCAACAAUGGACUACGACUCACCACGCUGGCCAGUGCCAUUGCCGCCAUCAUCACCACCAACAACAACAAGAGUCCCUUUUCGAGUCUCUUGACUUGCGUCUUUAUGCUCAGUACUACAUUGAUGAAUUUUGUGUUUGGUGCUCGACUCCCCAAAUCAUUCACCAAGAUUGUGCAUCCGUUGGUGACGUGCACCUCGUUGACGUGGGUGGUAGCCUAUGCCUUUGCCAAGGCCACGGGAGCAACCUUCCUCUCCGUUUUAAAGUCCUAUCGUACCAAAUCCAUGAGUUUGGCGACGAGUGGGGCUGGUGAUCUUUUGAUCUUUUUACUGGGCCCAGCCGUCGUGUCAUUGGCAUGUCAAAUGUACGAUCGUCGGAAACUCAUGAGAGAAAAUUUGGCCGAAGUGGGAGCGGCAGUCGGUGUUUCGGCAUUUGGGGGCAUUUUUGGAACGGCCGCUGCGGUCCGUGCAUUGGAUCUGGCAAGUCCCUACUUGAGAUUGUCCCUACUGUCACGCAACAUUACAUCCCCCUUGGCCAUGGCCAUUGCCAGUAUUCUAGGAGCCGAUACGUCCUUUGCCGUCACCAUUGUUGUCAUUACGGGAUUGAUUGGGGCCAACUUUGGAGCUUCCAUUCUCGACAAGUUUGGUAUCACGGAUGCGGUAGCACGUGGACUGGGAAUUGGAGCCGCGGCACACGGUUUGGGGACCGCAGCAUUGGUGAAUGAAGAAGAUGCAUUUCCCUUUGCUGCCAUUGCCAUGGCUCUCACGGCAUCCGCUGCCACUGUGAUUGUGUCCAUUCCUGUGUUCAAAAGGAUAAUUCUGCAAUUGGCUCUGGGAGCCUGAAGAAGCAAUCCAUACCUUGCUAGCUAGUUGUUUUUAAUAAAAAAGGCGUGCCUCCGUAGCAACGAUAAACAUGAGC